AUGUCCUUGUCCUUCGUCUCUACGCAGUCGGCCCAUCGAGGCAGUCAUUGGCUGGGUACAAGUUGGAUCAUGCUCACAGACAUUGUGGGCACCUCUGUGCUGACUUUUGCAGGUGUUGCUCGACAGCUGGGCUGGGUGUGGACUAUCCUGUUCAUAGUUUGCCUGGCCCCUGUGUCCAUCUACUCAGCGCUGCUGAUGUCCAGGACUGGGAGCACACUGGCCAAGCUGCCUGGAGGCAAGCGACCGGAGAGCAUGGGGGAGGCUGCCAGGUUGACAUUAGGCGGAGACAAAGCUGCUGCCGCCACAUACCUGGCUGUCUACGGCUUCGGAUAUCUGGGCCAGAGUUCCUACAUUCUUGUCCUGGGGCAGUGCUUGCAGGGGGUGUUCUUUCAAAGCGAGCUUUGCCUUCCGACGGCCACCGCGAUAGCCUGCCUCCUGUGCCUUCCCAUCGCGGUGUCGGUGAGGCACCUCUCUGAUUCGGUUGUCCUUUGCUUCAUUAAUCUGUUCCUCAUCGUGGCAGUUCUUGCCAUUGUCAUGGCAAAGAUGUACUUCGAGGGGCGACCGUCGAAUGUCCACACCUUUGCCUUCGCAGAAGAUCUCACUUUCUGGAGUGCAUUUGGUGCAGCCUCCAACAUUGUCUACUCCUAUACAGGCCACUGGCUUUACUUCGAGCUGAUGGCGGACAUGCAGACGCCAGAGCACUUUCCUCUGGUUUUCCUCAUCAAUGCACCUCUCCAGGUGUUUCUUUAUUUGCUGGUGGCAUGCUGGGGCUAUCACUUCGCUGGUGACAAGGCCGAAGGGUAUUUUCUGGACAAUUUGCCUGAUGGAGAACCCUACCGCUGGGCAUCCAUUCUGCUUUUUCUGCAUGUGGCGAUUGCCUUUCUUGUGAAGAAUGUGGUGAUUUCGCGUGCGCUUCAUAUGCGUCUUUCUCCCAGCAGGGUAGACGUGGGCUUUCGAGAGCCCGGAGGCAUCCGAGCGCAGGCAGAAUUUGCGGCUUGCGUGGUAUUUGUAUUCAUCACUGGCACUUUGAUUGCAAACUCAAUACCGUUUUUUUCAGACCUCUUGGCGUUGAUAGGGAGUUUACUGAGCGGACCGAUUUCCUUUCUGCUGCCCAUUGCCGGGGUCCUGUCGGUAUAUGAGAGGUCAGGCACAUGUGGAUACAUGUGGUAUGUCCGGGUGUGA
Molecule: messenger RNA, 1182 nt
Organism: Symbiodinium natans
Lineage: Eukaryota; Dinophyceae; Suessiales; Symbiodiniaceae
Source: the annotation of a GenBank genome assembly